CAAUUGAUACUCAUAAUGAAUCGUAGCGUAGUUUUCGGGCGCGUCGUGGAUCCCGGGAGCGCACCCUCCGCUGCGCAGGCGCCGCUUUCCACGCGCGGCGCACGCCCACCCAAUAUAAAAGCCUCCGUCGCCCGGUCACCCGCCCGCAGUCAGUGCUCACACAUAACAGUGUCCACACGUACAAGGACUUACAGUUCAAACAUGAAUUCACGGUGUUUACUUGUGAUAGCCGCCGCCCUCGGCGUAGCUGCGGCGCAGGAGUCGUUCAAAUGCCCAGACGACUUCGGCUUCUACCCCCACCACAUCUCUUGCGACAAAUACUGGAAGUGUGACAACGGUGUAGCUGAGCUGAAGACGUGCGGUAACGGUCUGGCUUUCGACAACAGCGACACCAAAUACCUCACUGAAAACUGCGACUACCUCCACAAUGUUGAGUGCGGAGACAGGACACAGCUUGAGCCCCCAAUUUCCACCCCUCACUGCCAGCGGCUAUACGGUAUCUUCGCCGACGAAGCCAAAUGUGACGUCUUCUGGAACUGCUGGAACGGAGAGGCCUCCCGCUACCAGUGCAGCCCCGGACUCGCCUACGACAGGGAGUCCCGCGUGUGCAUGUGGGCUGACCAGGUCCCUGAGUGCAAGAACGAGGAAGUAGCGAACGGUUUCUCUUGCCCUGCUCCCGGUGAAGUGUCCAAUGCUGGCUCCUUCAGCCGUCACGCCCACCCUGAAGACUGCCGCAAGUACUACAUCUGUAUGGAGGGAGUUGCCCGCGAAUACGGAUGCCCCAUCGGAACCGUCUUCAAGAUCGGAGACUCCGACGGCACUGGUAACUGCGAAGACCCCGAAGAUGUUCCCGGAUGCGAGGACUACUACGGAGACCUGGAUCUGAAGACGAUCCGCAAGAGCGAGCUCCUGGCGGGAUACAACCAGGACGGGCCCCGCGCCAACAAGCCCCAGCUCAAAGCCCGCCCCCAAAAGGAGAACUAAGCCCUUCCCCCACCUUAACCUUUAAUACUCACAUCGUUCUACAAAACAAAACUUUUUCGCACCGAAAGCAACAACACUAACGUAAAUAACACUGGCAUGUUUUAAAAAUGUUCCUUUUGGUGCGCGAAGAUUUUGUUCCAGGUUCAAAUUUCAAAUUCGAAUUUGGUUAGGAGUAUGUAUUCGUUUCUAGUUGCCAAAUACUUUUUCGUUGUAGCCUUUUUUAAAGCAGUUUCAAGAGGCAGGUUAGAAAAUUAGUAGAAAAUCAUACAGCGAUAGAAAUAUUUAUUUUUUAAUAUUGUAUCAUAGUUUUGAUAGUUUCCUAUGAAUCAGAAUUA
Molecule: messenger RNA, 1319 nt
Organism: Ostrinia furnacalis (Asian corn borer)
Lineage: Eukaryota; Metazoa; Arthropoda; Insecta; Lepidoptera; Crambidae
Gene: Gasp
Product: Chitin binding Peritrophin-A domain-containing protein Gasp
Exons: 5
Coding region: 16-984 (322 amino acids)
Cellular component (GO): extracellular region
Molecular function (GO): chitin binding
Source: RefSeq, a predicted model, not a curated record